CCUCGCCUCCAUCUCGCGGCCUGUUGCGCGGCCCCAAGCAACAGCCCAUCGCCGUCUGCUCCCCAUCGGCCUAUGGCACUUGGCCCCAUCGCUUCCUGACCGUCCGUCCUUUCCUCCGCACGUCUCCGGGCCCCACGGACUCUCUUCGGCUUUCCUCCUCGGCAGCAGCGUCCCCAGCACGAUGAGCCCAACCAAGGAUCAGUACUCGUUUCGGGCCGACUGGAGCGUCUUUGCCCUCCACUGGUCGCAGCGCCCUGGUCUCCUGCGAUUGGGACUGGGAAGCUUCCUCGAGAAGCAAUCUAACAAACUUCAAGUCAUCGAGCUCGACCCGGAGAGCGAAUCCUUCAACAUCGUCACGACAGCCGACCACCAGUAUCCAUGCUCCAAGCUGAUGUGGGCCCCUCAAACGGCUCAACCGGGACCGGAGCUGAUGGCCACAACCAGCGAUUAUCUGAGGCUGUGGGAAUAUCGAGGCUCCGACUCUGGCGCUCCGGAGCUCACGUACAGACUGACGCUCAGUAACUCUCGCAAGGGAUCACAGCGCAAGGAUCCGGCUCCGUUGACGUCCUUCGACUGGAACGACACCAAUCCUGCCCUGUGCAUCACCAGCAGCAUCGACACGACCUUGCACCCCAAGACCCAGCUCAUUGCCCACGACAAGGAUGUGUUUGACGUUUCGUUCAAGUCCAAGUCCACGGACGAGUUUGCGAGUGUCUCGGCCGAUGGCUCGGUUCGGCUAUUUGAUCUGAGGGCACUGGACCACUCCACGAUUUUGUACGAGGCUCUACCACUGGCGAACGGCGUCAGCCCCAGCACCAGCCCGGGUCUGGUUCGGAUAUCCUGGAACAAGCAGGACCCCAACUUUGUGGCAACGCUGCAGGCCGGGUCGGACUCGGUCAUCAUCCUGGAUAUCCGCAUGCCGGGAAUCCCUGUGGUGGAGCUGCGUGCCCAUGGGGCACCCGUGAACUCGGCCACAUGGGCACCGCACUCGACAACCCACCUGUGCACCGGAGGCGAAGAUUCCACGGCGUUCGUCUGGGACAUUUCCAACUCGAUGAAGCAGAAGGUCAUUCAGAACCCAAUUCUGGUGUAUCAGACCGAGUCCAAGGUCAAUCAGGUCUCCUGGUCCACGCAACACUCCGAGUGGGUCGGUGUUGCCUCUGGAAGAAGGGUCGAUAUCCUCAAAGUAGCCUGAGCGACGCCCUCCUCCCCUCGUCCGCAACCGGAGGGUCUUCCGGGCAUUGCUCUCACAAUCCAACAUAUCCGCUCUUCUGGAUCAGCCGUUCUCCGCGCCUUUGCCUGCGCCUUUCGUGCCUCUACUUCGACCCCCCCGUUUCUUCUCGCCCUCGAGGACUCUGUCUUGACGAUAUUCCCCCAAAAGCUUCGCUUUCGACCGAGUUCCACUCCUCGCCUCUAUUAUGACUGCCAGACAAUCCAAAUACACCCUACAUCGGAUGGAAUCUAG
Messenger RNA from Polychytrium aggregatum, 1465 nucleotides. Its product is annotated as WD40-repeat-containing domain protein. The record is from RefSeq and is a predicted model, not a curated record. Lineage: Eukaryota; Fungi; Chytridiomycota; Chytridiomycetes; Polychytriales. Gene Ontology annotation, cellular component: nucleus. The transcript is spliced from 7 exons. The coding region runs from base 182 to 1195 and encodes 337 amino acids. Gene Ontology annotation, molecular function: protein binding.